Molecule: messenger RNA, 896 nt
Organism: Arachis duranensis
Lineage: Eukaryota; Viridiplantae; Streptophyta; Magnoliopsida; Fabales; Fabaceae
Exons: 3
Coding region: 276-578 (100 amino acids)
Source: RefSeq, a predicted model, not a curated record
AUCAUUUCGAGAGUUAUCGGAGAGGUCGAGAGUGAUGAGUGUGGUGAGUUCAGAGACGAGUGGGGUGAGUGUUCCUGUGUAGCCAGCGGGGUCGAGGGUGAUUUGGUUGAUGCGGGUGUUGUCGGCGGUGCAGGUGAGGCCGCACGUGAAGUGGGUGCGGCGAGGGACGGAGCAUGGGUCAGUGGUGAAGUUCCAGGAUGCUAUGCAUGACCAUGGUGUUAUUGAGGAGGGUUUGAUUGAGGCCUUGAAAGCUUUUAGUGCUUCAAUGUCUGAGGAUGAGAAUCUACCAAGUGAGUUCGCUUCUGCAGUGCCCCAGACCAUCACUGUCACCCCAUAAGAGAAUGAGGCUAUUCAAAGGCUUCAAGAUAUGGGAUUUGAUAGAGAUCUUGUGUUGGAGGUAUUCUUUGCAUGCAACAAAAACGAGGACCUGGCAGCCAACUGUCUUUUGGAUCACCAGAAUGAAUUUGAAGACUAAGAAGAUGGUUCUGUUUCAUCUUCACCAGCUAUGCUUCUUUGAUGUUGUUGCUUAUCAUCUGAACUCUUUGGAGAAGUGGCAAUGUCAAUACUUAUUUGCUUAGCUUUAUUAUUGAUCCUUGUGAACCAUACUGCCUGUAGAUUAUUAAUUUCAGACCAUUGACUGGAAAAUAUAGAUGCCAAGAAAUCGAUAGGUGCUUUUAUUCUUCUGCAGCCGUAAUUUUUUCCAGCUUUGAUUUCUCUAACUUCAUUUAACUUAUUUUAUUAAGUGAAGGAUAUGGAAACUUGAAAAAGAUGGAACAAAUAGUUAUGUUAUUAAAAUCUUAGAACGUGAUUGUUGAGGGUGAUGGAUUGCGUCUGUCUUUCUCUAUCAAAUAAAUUAUCGUCAGAUGAAAAUAUCUACCUAUAAUCAUAGAAUGUGA